Molecule: messenger RNA, 2050 nt
Organism: Papaver somniferum (opium poppy)
Lineage: Eukaryota; Viridiplantae; Streptophyta; Magnoliopsida; Ranunculales; Papaveraceae
Product: flavonoid 3',5'-hydroxylase 1-like
Exons: 2
Coding region: 191-1783 (530 amino acids)
Molecular function (GO): iron ion binding; oxidoreductase activity, acting on paired donors, with incorporation or reduction of molecular oxygen; monooxygenase activity
Source: RefSeq, a predicted model, not a curated record
UUUCCAGUGGCAGACAAUUUAUGAGGUCACUAUAUCUAGAUAGUUCAUACGUUUUCCUUUUUCUGUAAACAGAUGGUUCAUAUCUAGUACAACUAAUUAUUGUUUACAGGUGCAAUCAACCUGUUUGUACUUCAUAGGGGAAUUUUUCGUCUUUCAUUCAAAUUACUCCUGUGUUAUCAGUAAUCAAGAAAUGGAGGCAUUGUCAUGGCUCUGGGAAGCCAAGAUUCAACACAGCGAACUCACCAGAGCAGCUCUUACAUUUUCCCUAAUCAUAAUCGCAAUUUCGUGGUGUAUUUGGGUUCGCAAGAAGCAAGUUCAUAAGUUACCACCUGGUCCUCCAGGGUUACCUAUAGUCGGAAACAUCCCAUUCAUUGAUCCGGAGUUACACAAGUACUUUGCCAAAUUAACCACCAAAUAUGGACCCAUAUUUAAGCUCAAAUUAGGCAGCAAGCUUCUGAUUGUCCUGGGUUCACCAGAACUAGCUGCAGUUGUCAUGAAAGAACUCGACUCAACAUUUGCAAACCGGGCUCCUACGGUAGCAGGAAUGACCGUCGGCUAUAAUGGUUCAGACAUGGUAUUUGUUGACUACGGUCCACACUUGCGCAACGUACGUGCCUUAUGCGUUCGAGAGAUUCUAAGUAAAAGCGCUCUCGAUUCAUUCUCAGCUCUUCGCCAGCAGGAAGUUAGAAGAUGCGUAAGAAGUUUGUACGCGAAGGUUCACACUCCGGUAAAUAUAAGAGACGAGAUGUUUCUGAUAAUGCUUAAUGUGAUCACCAACAUGAUGUGGGGCGGUACAUUUAAUGAUGAAGAGAAGAUUGAAAUUGGCUUGGAAUUUCGGAAACGAGCCGAAAAAGUCUUGGAUUAUUUAGGGAGAACCAAUAUUUCUGAUUUUCUUCCUGUUCUAGCGAGGUUUGAUCUUCAAGGUGUAGAACGACGUCUGAAAGAGCUAAUUUCGUGGUUAGACCCGUUCUUCGAAUCCAUGAUUGAUAAGAGGAUGAAACUUGAUCAGGAGAUAAAACUAAAUGGAGAUCAAGAUGGUAAGGAGAACAAAGUCAAGGAUUUCUUACAAGUCUUUCAACAACUUCAAGACCAAGGAGAAUCCAAAGUUCCUUUUACCUUUACCAACCUCAAGGCCUUGUUCAUGAAUUUGGUGGUCGGAGGCACAGAUACAGCAGGAGGGGCAGUAGAAUGGGCGAUGGCCGAGUUGAUAAAAGAACCAAAGAUUAUGAAAAGAGCCUUAGAAGAGUUGGACAAUGUUGUAGGGAAAAACAACAUUGUGGAAGAAUCUCAUAUACCCAAUUUACCUUAUUUGGGUGCAAUCAUAAAAGAAACAUAUCGCUUGCAUCCCGGAGUACCGCUAUUAGUUUCUAGGUGUCCAAGUUCGACCUGUAACGUGGGAGGUUAUGUGAUCCCUAAAGGAGCUCAAGUUCUUAUGAAUGCAUGGGCAAUCCAAAGAGACCCCAAAUAUUGGGAUAAUCCAUUAGAAUUCAAACCAGAGAGGUUCUUGCAGACCACAAGCAAGUUCGAUUUUAUUGGGACUGAUUUCAGAUAUAUUCCAUUCGGUUCAGGCAGGAGGAGAUGUAUAGGUGUUCCUUUAGUGGAAAGAAUUGUGCCUUAUGCAUUAGCAUCUUUUUUGCACUCAUUUGAAUGGAGAAUGCCAGAAGGUGUGGAGGUUGAUCUUUCAGAAAAAUUUGGUAUUGUUUUGAAGACAAGUACCCCCCUAACUGCAAUCCCAUUGCCAAGGUUACCUGAUCCAAACCUCUAUGCCAAGAAAGAGUACUAGAUUUCAAGUUUCAGAAGUUCAUCCUGUUAGCUAUGUUAUUAUGUUGGAGAGUGGUAAUCUGAAAGUCCACACCACAUGCUUCAUUUUGUUAUGCAGAAGUUUAUUUUUGAUUAAAGUCCAUUCUUGUGGAGUUAUAUGCAUCAAUAACUAGUGUUACCAUUUUGCGCAACCAUGUUGUGUAAAUGCAAGAGAUAUAAAAAUGGGUUGUAAAUUUGGUUUAUUUGGCUGUAUAUAUAAUAGAUAUCUUAAUCUAGUCUUUAGACUUUA